This is a messenger RNA of Ambispora gerdemannii, 273 nucleotides long. The record is from the annotation of a GenBank genome assembly. NCBI's taxonomy places the organism in Eukaryota, Fungi, Glomeromycota, Glomeromycetes, Archaeosporales, Ambisporaceae.
AAGAUACUACAGUAUAUGAUGACUUUGAUCUUGAUGAUUAUAAUACUCAAAAUAAUGAUGACAAAUUUGAAGAAGAAUAUAAAGAUUCAUUAAUAGAAGACCAACCAUUACUAUGUAUAGAAGAAAGUCUCAAUGGAAAAUCAGCACUAAAUAUUGAAAUUGGAGAAUACUUCACACAAAUUAAUAAUGAAAAAUAUGAUCAAAUUGACAUCAAUAGAAUUAAAAGAGAACACCUAGAAGAUUUUUAUAAAUGUUCACAUCUCUCUAAAGACA